Molecule: messenger RNA, 1414 nt
Organism: Tribolium castaneum (red flour beetle)
Lineage: Eukaryota; Metazoa; Arthropoda; Insecta; Coleoptera; Tenebrionidae
Exons: 7
Coding region: 216-1364 (382 amino acids)
Biological process (GO): detection of chemical stimulus involved in sensory perception of smell; sensory perception of smell
Cellular component (GO): plasma membrane
Molecular function (GO): olfactory receptor activity; odorant binding
Source: RefSeq, a predicted model, not a curated record
UUGACCUAUUUUUGCUCGAAAAUGUAUUUACAGUCCAGUUAUCCAUUAAUAAAAUAAAUAAAUAAACAAUCAGCCGGAAUUUUUAGUGAUUUUAGUUUCUGGUAAAUAGAAAUCUAUAAUGCUCUAUUAAUUAUUAAAUUAUGUAUUUUUGAUAUUUGUGCAUAAUUGCAUACUAGCGGUAGAGUGAAGAGAGCUUUCAGCCUAAUAGGUACACGAUGACCGAUUUUAAAGAUCCUUUUAUUAUGUUGAGGAGAAUAUUUAUUGAUGUCAACAGUUACAAGAUAACAAAACUUUGCGACUUUACUGUUAUUACAUUUCAUUCGCUUGUUCUUUGUUUACAGCUAUAUUACAUGAUCAGACAUUUCGACGUAAAUCUUUCGAUCAAAUAUGGACCAAUAACAGCAUUUUUCCUUUUUAUGACUGUGUCGGCGGUUCUGUCUGGAGCUUUGUCUCAGGACAUUUUCAGAGCAGUAGCAUUUUUUGAGAAAAUUAGUUGGUCACUUGAUGUUAUAAGAAAAGAAGCUCGAAUUAAGCUCGAGAGAAAAUGUCAAGUGAUAAACACUUGCAUUUCAUGCAUUUUGUUGUUUUCUUCGACUACAAUGGUUAUCAACUUGCCGUUUUGUGAAAACCAGAGAUAUUUUUUCAUUUCUAAUCAAGUUUUCGAGGAGUAUUUUGGCAAAUGGUCGGUUUUGUUAAAUGUAUUUUAUUACAGUGGCGUGCCAUAUUUAGGCUACCAUUCAGUGAAGCCGUGUUUUGUUUUCGUUUACGCAAUAUUAGAAAUCCAGCUACAGUUCUCCCUCAUUGAAGAAUAUUUGCUACAAACGUACGAGACUGAUUAUUUGGAAAGUGGGGAACAUUUAGAAGACACUCAGUAUCAGCGAGAAAUAGGAGAAGCAUUACGUCGUUGUAUAACACACCAUGUUCAAUUAAAAAAGUUAAUCGAUAUGAUGGUUGAUAUUGUACUGAUGUACAUGCCAUUCUUCUUGGUACUGGGUGUGUUUCUUUUGAUUACUUGUUUCGCGUUUAUCAUAAAUUUUGCGGACACUACGACCAACACUGUGAAAGUACAGGCAUUUAUGUUUGUCGUAACUGCUUUGUGUAACACUGUACUGUUUUGUUGGAAUGGCCAACAACUUAUAGAUGUGACGAAUAGUAUAUUUUUAACUUUAGGCGGAGCUCCUUGGUACCAUUGGAAUGUUGAAAAUAUUAAAAUUCUUUUAAUGUUUAUAACAAAUUGUACCAAAAAUGACAGUAUUGUAUUGGCUGGGAUUUGUUUAGAUUACAAAAUGUUUGUUUCGGUCUUUCGAAUUUCCGUCUCAUAUGCUUUAGUUUUGUUUAACCUUCGCAAACGUAGCCUCGUUUGAAAUGUUUGAAGCAAUUACUUUUUUCUUUAUUUGUGGUAGUUUAUAGAUAA